Messenger RNA from Tachysurus fulvidraco (yellow catfish), 7324 nucleotides. Its product is annotated as A-kinase anchor protein 2. The record is from RefSeq and is a predicted model, not a curated record. The transcript has 11 exons. NCBI's taxonomy places the organism in Eukaryota, Metazoa, Chordata, Actinopteri, Siluriformes, Bagridae. Gene Ontology annotation, cellular component: membrane. Gene Ontology annotation, biological process: regulation of cell shape. Bases 258 to 4013 code for a protein of 1251 amino acids.
AGAGAGAGAGAGAGAGAGAGAGAGAGAGAGAGACAGAGAGAGAAGCAAUCUGGCAGGCACAUGGCCAGUGAAUGAGUAGAACUUGCUCUCAGCACACACAAUCUCACUGGAUUUGAGCAAACGAACCAAAGCUGUGUGUGUCUCCAUCUCCAUCAUUAUCUUACUGACUACCAAGCAAACACACACAUACACACGCACAAACACCCUGGAAGAGUGUACGUUACGGUUACUGAGACCUCUUCCCUUGUCUUUCCAGGAUGGCUGAAGCUGAACUUCAUAAGGAGAGGCUCCAGGCCCUGGCGGAGAAACGAAAAAGGCAAACCGAGAUUGAGGAUAAAAGAAGACAGUUAGAUGAUCUUGUUCUGCAACUUCAACAUCUUAAGUCCAAGGCCAUGAGGGAGAGGUGGCUUCUACAAGGUACUCCAACAGGGCCUGAAGAGGAAGACGAGGGACGCAGGAAACAGGUUGAACAGGAUGAGCUACAAGCCAAGAAACUAGAAGACUCCAUUCAGAGACUGGAAUCUGAAAUAAUUCUCCUUGAGAAUGAAGAAUCACAAAUUUCAGCCAAAGAGCAAGUGCUCCGAGAGAGACUUCGUGAAACAGAGAGCUCUAUUGAAGACUUACAGAAAAGUCUGCAGCAGCAAGAUGGAGAUGCAGUGAUUCCCACCUGUUCCAAGCUUCCCAAGCUUCCAGGGUUGAAUGCCCAAACUAGGUCCUCUGCUUCGGGUGAUCACCAACACUCAGGAACACCUGCAUUAUUCGCCAUGGAGAUCAGCGUCGAAAAGGACCACAAGACAGGAGACACAAAAAUCUUGUCCACAUCACGUAUCAACCCCGCGGAUGCCUACCAACGGGGCAUCAAGGUCUACGACGAUGGGCGUAAGGUGAUCUAUGAGGUGCAUUCUGGGAGUUCCACCACAGUGGAGAACGGCGUGCACCCAUGGAGCUCAGACGAAGUGGAGGAACUGAUACAGCGUGUAGGUCAUGCUCGCCACAGAACUGAUGGCACUCAUGUGACAAUCACUCCAAACAAGCAUGAGAUCAGAGAGCAAAACAUCAUGCCUUCGGAUCUAAAUGUGGUACAAGAGCGGCACAGUCAUGAUGGUGACAUGAAGGUAGAACAACGGUUCCAAGUAGACAGGGAUGAUCCACAAGCAUGUCAAGGCUUCGAUGGGGAGGUGAUGGAGGCACCCGAGGCCACAGCCGACAAGCCUGUCACUAUGAUUUUCAUGGGAUACCACAGUGUGGACGAUGACGAGGAGACAAAGAAGCUGCUGGGUUUCGAUGGCACCAUCAAAGCUGAGAUUGUCCUGAUCGACGAGGAUGAUGAGAAGUCUUUGCGUGAGAAGACUGUCACAGACCUCUCCACUGUAGACGGCAAUGCCGCCGACCUUGUCUCAGGGCGGCCGGUGUCCGAGGCCACCGAACUGUCUUCCGAGGGCCAAGAUGAAAGUUCCUCCAAGGAUCCGCCGCCCACAGGAAGUGAGAAAGCACGCUGUGUAUUGCUUACAGCAGAGAAUGGCCUUUUCCCAGGAGCUGCUGUGAGAUCAUCAUACACCCCACCGAAAUCCUGUCAGCUUUCAGAGGAUGACGCUGAACUAAAGAUUAGAAAGACCUCAGAGAAGAGCCCGAAGAGUGUCAGUUUCUUAGACCCUAUCAGUGUUAUUACUGAAGACAAUAUUGACAUGGAGGUUGAGGUACAAAGCAAAAGUCAGCUUAACCAUGCAACAAAUGGCCAGAAUGGUGUGAAGCACAAAGGAGUGCUGGAUGAAGGAGAGGUUGCCCAGGAAAUACGUUAUCUUGACGAGGUGCUUGAGGCCAACUGCUGUGACACUGGAGCUGAGAUGACUUCAAAUGGAACGUAUUCCCCUGUGCUUCAAGCAAUAUAUGUUGAUGGAAAUGGACCAUCUGUUCACGUUUCUGAUGUGCCGUCCUCAAUAAGUCAUGGGGUAGUCGUAGAAGGAAAACAACAGACCACCUAUGUUGAAGAAAAUCUGAACAGUUCCAAACCAAAUGGUCAUCCAGGAAUAAUCGGUGAUGACUACAACAGGUCACCUGAUAAUGAGACAAUCAAGAAAGAGGCCCGAUUUGAGCUUCGUCCUUUCUAUGAAGAGAAAAAGCCAUCUAAGCUUUUUGAUACACCGACAGAGAAAGAAAUAAGAGUGAAAAAGGUCAGGCCUUCAGAGGAGAUUGCAGAGCUGGAGAAAGAACGCUUGGAGCUCAUUCGUGAUCAAGCAGUCAAGAAAAAUCCAGGAAUUGCAUCAAAGUGGUGGAACCCACCACAGGAAAAGACACUGGAGGAUGAACUGGAACCAGAAAAAUUAGAGUCACUAAGAAGAUAUGAAGAGAGGAAGCAGAAGAAACCUGAAGCAAACCGAGUACCACAACCAUCUGCUAAACAAACUGUCUCUUUUUUCCAGCCUGAAAUGGGAAAUAAGGAGGACAUUGUGGUUCAAGGGAUUGAUUUUUCUGCAGCCCGCCAACAGUUCCUUCAGAUGGAGCACAGUAAGCAUCAACAACAACAGCCAGUCACAAGAAGAAGUGUGUCUCCCCAGAUAUACUCUGCCAAACCAUUCACCAGGACCUCUGAUUUUGAUAGGUCAACCAUUACAGUCACUAGCCAUGGUAGAGUCACCGUGGAAGAUGGCACUGAAAUGAAUCAGGUCAAAAUUGAAAGGGUGUUUUGUAGUUCUGGAGAUUCUCCCACACAAAGCAGGGACAGUAUGUCUGACACUGAAGUGAAAAAUGAUGACUUUACCUGUGCCCGAGCAGUGAUGACCAUCCUCAAGGAUGAAGAAUCUGAAUUGCACCAGCGAUCCAUUAACACUUCCUGUCAUCCAGAGGAGAUAGACUCUGGAUUGGAUGACCUAUCUCUUAGAUCUCAGGAUACCACUAUGCUUGAGAGUUUGUCCAAUGACUUCAGCAUGGAUAACAUAAGUGACAGUGGUGCCUCCAACGAGGUCAUGAGCGCAUUCCUGGAGAACUCUCUCGGUGACUACUCUUUCCCCUCUACUCCACUGGCCACAAUACCUAUAAAUGAGCACCUGGAUGGGAAUUCACCAUGUAGUUUCUAUCAAACAGACAGCUUGACAGAGGAAGAACUUGAAUACCAUGCAGGUAUCUUGGUCCAAAAUGCAAUCCAGCAAGCUAUCGCACAUCAGACCAACAAAUGGGAAUCACUUCAGGCUGAACAGCAGUCCUCCCCAAUCCCCGAGCGACAAAAAGAAACUUCAGAGAAAGAAACCCCUGAAGAGAAAUCUCCUUACGUGCCACCUGAUCCAAAGCCAACCUUUGUGGAAGAGAAGGAAAGCGUAGCUCCUACAAUUACUGUACAGGUGCCUACAGCUCAAGCAAGUUCAGUUAUAACAGUGAAUGCUUACAGGCCCCCAAGUCCUUCUCCUCCUCCUAGUGAGAAGUCAGAGUUCAGCUAUUUCAGUAAGUAUUCAGAGGCAGCAGAGCUCCGAAGCACAGCAUCUGUCACUGCUGCACAAGCCACAGAAGUCACCUCAGGUCCUUUCACACUACGCUCACGCAAGCAGAGGACUCUGUCCAUGAUUGAGGAAGAGAUCCGGGCGGCACAGGAACGGGAUGAAGAGCUUCGUCGGGAACGACAAGCUCAGAUCAUGCGUCCCAGCAAAAAUCCCAUUCACAAGCAAAAGACCAACAGCCUUCCAGCCAAAUUAGUCCUUGGUGGGAAGACAGCUCCAGGUAAAAUUGAAAAGAUCCGUGUUGCCCCGCCAGUAUCUCCAGCUUCUUCAGACGGGGCUCUCCCAUCCCCACUUUCUGAUCUCGGGAGCGAUGACUCAGGUGGAAGCCAGCGGCCUAAAAACUUCAUGCAGACCCUAAUGGAAGAUUUUGAGACACACAAAGUCAGGCGUCGGGAGAAGGCUGAGGACAACAGUGUUUUAGAGGCUACGCGUGUCACCCGCAGGAAAAGUAACAUGGCUCUUCGAUGGGAGGCGGGAAUCUAUGCCAACCAGGAAGAUGCUGAGGACGAAGAGGAAGAAGAGUAAAUCCAGAUCGCUAUUAUGAACAACAGGAACAGUGGAAGGAAAUCAAAAGUAUGUUGGAGAAAACUACAAGUAUAUGUAUAUUGCAGGAACAAGUAAUCAUUGGAUCUCCAAAUGAUGACUAUAGAAAUUUAUCCAGUCAUGUAGUGGGAUCUGUGGAAAGGUUUUCACUAAAAACUCAAUAUGAAGACAGUUUGGUAUCCAAAUAUACUAUUUUGCUUUCUGUCUCUCUUUUGUUUCAAGCCUUUUUUUCAGUUGGUGUGUGCAGUACUUUGGGAUAUGUGCAAAGAAAAUGCUUAUUUGGAUUUCUGGAUUGUUUUCCAUUUUGUAUAGUUCAGUAUAUAAAAUGCCUUUGAAUUGACCAUGGCAAAAGAUCCAUGUGUGGUUUUAAAAGAGGUUUAAGAAAGGUUACAUAUGAAGAUUUGUGAGAUGGUGAUGGACCAUACAUUUAAAAUAGAACAUGUUAUACAAAUGGGAGCACUUGAUUUAGAUUAAACAAAAAUGCUGUUUGUUGUGGGAAAUAAUAAUUAGGAUUGAUUUGGGAAUAGACAGUCACAAAUGCAGUUUAUGUUAUUUAUAUUACAGAAUAGUAGCACAUCAUAUAUACUGUACAGCGCAAUAGGUCAAAUUUGAUGUACAAAUAAUAAGUUCCACUGUAAAGGAAGCAGUGGGCUUUUUUUUAGAGACAGAAAAUGAAAGUAGGGCACAGAAUGGUUUGGCUUGAAGACUUGAAUAAGAACUUGUAGUAAAACAAGAGUAUUAUUGUCCAGGUUUAUAAAUGCACAAUAGUAUUCAAUUGAUAAGAUGACAUUAACAGAGAAAUUAUAAGGCAUUUUAGUAACCAGGCCAAACAGGAAACAUAUAAAGGAAUAAGAUUCAGGCUGCCACUAUACCACCUAGACCACAUAAAAAAUGUGAUCUACUUAUACUGAUUCAGUUUUCAUGUGGAUGGCCACAACAAACUUAUACUAUGUAUGUGAUCAUAUGUGAUAAAAUGUAAGUAAGGUAUAUGGAAUUAAUUGAGCUGGAGUUGCCAGAUUGAGAUGAAUAAGCCAUCACCACCAAAGUUUAACACACUUCCCAACCACCUGCAGGAUAUUUUUUUCAAAAGUAGGACAAUAAUGAAAGAAAUCCCAAAAUCUGGCAACACAGAGUGUGUACAGUGUGCUACACAACCUAUAUAAGAGAUAUGCAGGAUUUUAGUUUGUGUAAAUGAACAGGACAUGUCAGGGCAUGAUAUGGAAAUAGCAAUACAGGUGUUUAGAAGUAUUAUCAAUAAAAAUGAAUUCCUAAUACCAAAACACUUUAACCAAUCCCUCUCUCUGGAGUUUUAUAGUAAGUGAACACUUUUAGUGAGUUAUAUGAACCGUUUGUCUUUUAUACUGUGUAUUUGCCUUGGUUUAGUGGAUUUGAAUAGAAUGUGUAAAUGCAAUGCAGUGAAAAUGUUAUACAAAUGCUUUGUAAAUAAUUUUAUACAUAUAAAAUUGGAAAGUGGGGGAUGACUUUUCUUAACUGAAAAAGCACCAGCAAUUUGAAGCAAAAUCAGAAAAGCGACGUCGGACUCGACCGUCCAGUUCGAUGGUGGACAAGGACACGUCAUCAGUAAAGAAAAAUUUAUUGCAGAGAACAAAUCAGCAACAUCCUUCGACAAAUGCUCAUGGGGAUACACUUCUUGAUGUUUUGAGGUCUGCACCCAUGAGUAAUAAAGCUAUGGAUUUGAUUCCUGAAAGGACUUAUGUUACAAGAACUCUAAUUCAGCAGACUUUCACAAAAGCUUUUUCCAUUUUAUAUACUUAUAGUAAAUUACAUGAAUAUAGAGUAUAUAAUACACACCUGUACUGAUACAACCAAUAUGAGAUGGUUUAAUGGUGGGCUCGAUUGUGAGUGCAAAAAAACACCUUUUUCUUUAAGUCUGCAUCCUGUGCUGUGAAGAGGCAUGAUGAAACGAGACAAAAAUCUGUAAGGAAGUUUGUUUUGCUGAACUAAUCUCAUAGAUCCAGAGUCUUCAAUCUUAUCCACGGUGUAGCUGACAUUUCAUUCCAACCAAGUAGGAGUGAAUCACACCUGGUUUCACUUGUUUAAUCAGCUCACUUGGAGUGCCUCCAAAUGAGCUGUAAUGAAAGGCUGCAGCCACACAGAUAACAUCCAAGAUCCUUGUUAUAGAUUGUUCCAGGAUGGAUAUUGCAUCAUGAUAGUGAAUUUUUGGACAGUGUCCUAUAGAAGUCUGGCUGGAUCUGACAGUAAGCAAUGAAUUAGGAAUAUUAUAUAUAUUGAAAUACACAUUUCUUAUUCAGAUACUCCAUUGUGCUAUAUGACCUGAUCAGUAGGCAGGUUUUCUGAAUAAUACAAUAGGGAAAUAUUUUUUAUUUGUGCAGUGAACUAUUUACAGUGUAUCUAUGAAUGGGAAAUAGUUUUAUGGAAGCUGGCAUUUUAUUACCAUGUAUGUGCAUUUCUGCCAGGUAUAGCCUUUUGUGUGCGUUUGUGUGAGUGUGCUUUUGAGCAUGGAUGUGUGUCUGCUAAGCAAUUUUAAAAUUACCAGAAAUAUAUGCAAAAGUCUUCAAGACGACCUGACCAUUCUGAGAAGCAAAGUGUAUGCUAAUUGAUUGCCAUAUAUACAUACGAGCAGUUUUGAAUAAAUAAAUAAUAUUCAUAAAGAAGUGCUUUUCAAGCCUUUCAAUGGUUUGGUUGUGUUGAAGCUUGGAUUUUCCAAAGAUGCGUUUUCUUACAAUGUCUAGAAACAAAGCAGCCUUUGCUUUAUUAUGACCUGAGGCUAUGUUAUGUAAAAAGUGUAGUGUAAUAGAAAAUAGGGCAGCAGAGGAAACCUUUAAAAUGCAGACAAGCUAAAUAAUACAUCAAUUUUAAUAGCAAUGAAUUUGGAGUGCAUUUGACUUUUUUUCAGUGCAUGAUAUUUAUAUUGGUCUGGAGGUUCUGAUCAGUCAGUGGAUCUAAAAUGGUCAGAACUGCAAGAAAUUUUUGUUCUUUAAAAUUAUGUCCUCCUUAGUUCACAGGUACAGAUAAUUGACAGUACCUUUUUAGAUUUAAAAUGAUUCUUAGAAAUGUUAUUUUUAAGAAAACGUUCAUAAAAUUUGCGAAUAUACUCUUCAAAAUUGGAAGCCACUUAUUUUUGCAAGUAGCUUUUCACUUUUUUUUUGUACUUGUGAAGUGGCAAAGUGCUUUUUUUUUAAGUUCUGUUAAUUUGUUAACCACUUAUUGUAUGUUAAUAUAUUCUGCUUAUGUUGUUUUAUAGUAAUUGUAUGGCUUACACUUAAACGCAUAUAAUUAUUUUCUCAUUAAAAACAAAAUGCAUAAACAUG